Molecule: messenger RNA, 3424 nt
Organism: Trichosurus vulpecula (common brushtail)
Lineage: Eukaryota; Metazoa; Chordata; Mammalia; Diprotodontia; Phalangeridae
Gene: TMEM18
Product: transmembrane protein 18
Exons: 5
Coding region: 83-502 (139 amino acids)
Cellular component (GO): nuclear membrane
Source: RefSeq, a predicted model, not a curated record
UGAUGACGUGACGGCGGAUGGUGACGUAGCUUUCCGUGGUCUGCCCUCGCCGCUGCAGGGGAAUUUGCUCUUGGCUGAGAAGAUGCAGCCACAGUCCGAACCUAUUCCGAUGGGAUUCCAACGGGUGAUCACGCACACUGACUGGUCUGAGCCAUGGUUACUGGGACUUUUAGGCUUCCACGUACUUUGCCUGUUGCUCACGUACCUUACUUUCCAACGAUACCGACUUCAGAUUGGGCAUUUCCUGUGUUUGGUGAUUUUAGUCUACUGUGCUGAAUAUAUCAAUGAACUGGCUGCUAUGAAUUGGAGGUUAUUUUCUAAAUACCAAUAUUUUGAUUCAAGAGGGAUGUUUAUUUCCAUGGUUUUUUCAGCACCAUUGCUGGUAAAUGCUAUGAUCAUUGUGAUUACAUGGGUGCAUAAAACAGUGGCUGUUAUGAGUGAGUUGAAGAUCCUGCAACAAAAAAGAAAAGCAGAAAGAGAAAAGAAGAGGAAAUCAGAAUAAUGUAGAUGAAUUUUAUUUGAAUUUUCUAACCUUCUAACAGUUAUUUUUGCUUCAAUCUUUGUGUAUCUUGUGGUAGGAUAUAUUGCAGUGGUACCUUUAGUAUCCUCAUGGUUUGAAGCAGCAGCCAUGUAUUCUUUUACUUCAGUUUUCAGUGGGAUAGAGGAAAACACUUAAUUCACUUAUUUAAUAUAAGUCUUAAUUUAAUAUCAUAUGAGGCUAUGUUUCCUUCAGCUCUAAAAUUGCAUUAUAUUGAUAGGUCAUUAUUGUUACAGUCUAAAGAUAACCUAAAUGACUCUGUAAUUUAAAUAUUUUUAGUGUUCCAUCUGAACUGUAUCUUUAUUUGUUUAUUUAGAAAUCUCUUCUGAUUUUGUUAAGUUAUGCACUGAUCAUUUGUGUCAGUGGUGUUGCUCAGGAUCCCUGCUGGCCAUAUGUUGACUUAGAAAACCACAUGUUCACCUCAUCUAUCUUCUAUUAUAUUUUAUUUAUUUUGUUAAAUAUUUUCCAGUUACAUUUUAAUUUGGUUCAGGUGCACUUGGAAGUGUUGUGAGCUGGCUGCAUGUUUGACCACCUGAUUUAUGUGGUAUAACUUCCAAAGCAUUAAAUCUUUUAAUGUCUAACAUUAAAUAAUGAUCUUUGACAUAACUAUUGGAACAUUUUUUGUUGACACAAUUAGCUUUGAUGUAAAUUCAACAGUGUCCUUGCGCAAAACAGACUUUAAUAUGUUAGGAAAAUAAUCUUAGUUUAUUGGACUACUCUUUAAAUUACAAUCCUAUAUAAUUUGUCCACAAAAACUGUUUUUGUAUAGAUUGUGUGACAUCAUGACCAAAUAAAAUCCGCAAGAUAGAAUGAAUUGUAAUGGAAGUUUAAAAAUAUUUAUUUAAAAAAUAUAUGCUUGAAAAUACUGUAAAAAUUGUUUUUUUAAAAAAAUGAAGCAAUUAAUACAGGAUGUCCCCAAAAUCUUAGGCGUUAAUAUACCAAGACUUUGGGGACAUCUUAUACAAGUGAGCAUACAUCAGAAGAUUCUAAGAAUAGGGUAAUGAAACAAGAACCCUCUAUCUUCAAAGCCUUAUAUUUUCAGAAAAUAUUAGAAAAUAAUCCAUUUAUAUCUUUAAAUGAUGCUUAAUCAUCUACUUUUCUUUAUAAAGUUUGUGUUUGAAUUUUCAGAAUUUGGCCAGUCGGAAGCAGAAUAUCACUAAUUUUGUUUUUUCAGAAGCCACUUCAUAAUCUCACUCAUGAAAUAAUAUCCCAGUUCCAUCUCAGUCUAGAAUUGUACUAUUUAUAUAAAGAAUGAGAGAUAUUUGUAGGGGAAAAGUAUAAAAAAAAUUUCAGAAGGCAAAAUGAUAGAAUGCUAUGUCAUUAAAAACAGUAAUAAUAGCUAAAAAUUGAUGUAAUGCCUACUGUGCCCUAGAUACCAAGCUAAGCACUUUUCAGAUUUUAUCUCAUUUCAUCCUCACUUCAACCCUGGCUGGUAGUUGCUUUUAUUACACCCAUUCUACAGAUGAGGAAUUUGAGGCAAUCAGAGGUUGAGUGACUUGCCCAGCGUUACACAACUAGUAAGUAUUUGCUGAGGUUGAAUUUGAACUCAAAUCUUCCUAAUUCCAGGCGUGGUGCUCUAUCCACUGUGCUGCUUACCUGCCCAGUUUUUUUUCUUUAAAAAAAUGUUUUCCCUCCAUUUUUUAAAAUAAAGUGACAGUUCUUCACUUUUUUUUUUUGCAUUGUGAAAAGAAGUUAAUGUUCUAGAAAUAAAAAAGAUGACUCAAUUGUAGAAUUUCUGUAUGAAAAUUUGAAAAGUAAAAUAAUCUCAUAUUCAGAAAUUGUAUCCUAUAUUAUUAAAAAUAAAAUACCUGUCCUUUUUGGAUGAUUAAAUACAUCCUAGCCACGAAAAGAUGUAAUAAUUUGUUGGAUAUUGGCUUGUCACUUUACAGAGUGGCUUAGCUUAAUCUUAAAAAUAAACAAGGAGCUUUUAACCUGAAAAUUUUUUAUCAAUUCUCUAAUGCUUGGUAUCAUAGUUCUUCUUAAGCAUAUUCCUGGGCAUUGAAUAUGAAGUAGUAGUGUAAAGAAAUAUAAUAUCGUUAUUAUGGUUUAAUUUUUAAGUGAACAUAAAUCCAAGUCUGAUUUGUUUCAGGUUCUGAAUUUAUGGAAUCCUGAUAAUUUGCACAGUUUCAGUAAGGCUUAAAUAUUAACCAAAUAAAUGACCAUAAUGUUCUUUCAAAAAUAGCUCCUAUUGCAACUAUAGAUGUCCUACUCAGUAAUUGGGUCAUCAUAAUAGAGACAGGUAGCUAAUGGGAAAGCAACAACAACACUGGAUUUGAAUUUAGAAGAUCUGAAUUUUUGUCCUUGUACACUGUUGGAGUGAUUUGGGGGCAGUUGAAGUAACUUUUAAAGUGUGCCUAUUCCUUAUCUUCUCAAAGAGAUGUGUAUAUUUAACUUCACUUUAAAAAAAGGACAUUUAAAAAUAGGAACUUUUUCUAUAAAUUAAACCUCAUUUAUAUUUUAUUUGAAUUUUUAUUUGAAUCCAAAGCUACCUUGGAUAUAAUUUGGACCCUGAGUUUUAAUAAUAAAGACAUUCUUGACAAGCACUCACUAUAAAGUAAAAAGGAUUGGGGAGAGUGUUUUAAUUUUCUUUAGAUCUUUUCAAAUCACAUUUAUAUUAUCAGGUCUGUCAUUAGGAAACCCUUUUGAGGAUUUUAAAUAAGAAAAAAAAAAGGAAGGUUUAGAUUUGACCUUGUUUCUAAAGCUGCUUAGUAUUUUUCUAUUCAAUUAUCUAUUAUAAAUCUCAGUGUUGGGUUGUGGUCAUUGGUAGAAAAUACCCUACAAACCUAAAUACCUAAUGCUAAUCAUUAAUCAUAUAAAAAGAUCAUAUCAUGCAGAAUCUGGCCAGGUAGCCCCCCUACCUCUAGACCAGGGGUGGGGAACCUGCAG